This is a messenger RNA of Acipenser ruthenus (sterlet), 1671 nucleotides long. Its product is annotated as N-acetyllactosaminide beta-1,3-N-acetylglucosaminyltransferase 2-like. Lineage: Eukaryota; Metazoa; Chordata; Actinopteri; Acipenseriformes; Acipenseridae. Bases 476 to 1666 code for a protein of 396 amino acids. The record is from RefSeq and is a predicted model, not a curated record. Gene Ontology annotation, cellular component: membrane. Gene Ontology annotation, molecular function: hexosyltransferase activity. The transcript is spliced from 2 exons.
UGUAGAUAGGGGGCAGGUCUCUAUGCAAAUAUUAACACCUGUAGGUUCAGUGUGCGCCGGCUGUGUGUUUUGCUAACGUGUCGUUCACAGAUCCCCAGCAGAAGAACCGGACGGGAUUUGUCCAUCAUGAACAGUCGAUUGGACGAGAAGAGAAGGACAGACGUUUCGGAGGUGUUUUGGUUUGGUUUUGUUUAAACGGGAGAGUCUCCAGAGUCGAGCUGCCCUCUCUGUCGGUUUCGACUGUGGGGUUUCAAUGCAGAAAGCCUUUUGCCCGGCGCUGCCUCGGCUUAGCCGUGCUGUGCGCGUCUGUGAGACGCGGCGGAAGGGUGCGUCGCUUCUUCAAUACAAUUCAGAGAAGGAAACCCCGCAAGGACUUGAAUAUGUGAUGUAGUGAUUCUGAGAAUUAAAAAAAGACUUGGUUUCAUUUCUGCGAUAUCCUGUCACCUUCCAACGCGACAUAUAACGGUUUCCCAACAUGAGUCUGAUCUACAAGAAGAUCCUGCUUUGGCUGUUGUGCUCCUCUGUGGCCAACCUCCUUCUCUACACCUUCCUCUCUCUCUCCAGUACCUCUCCCGACGGGACGUCCCAAGCCAGGGUCCGCCCCAGGGUGCUCAAACCGGACGGGGUCUUUUGGAAGCUCUCCCUGGACGAGAGCGCCCUGUGGAACCACCUCCAGCACGCUCUGGACCGCGCGCAUAACCCCAUCCUGAGAAACGGAACGCCCAGCAGAGCGGUUCCCCGGCUCAGCGGGCGCUGCCAGCCCAACCCAGGGGUGUCGACCCGGGUGCGAGACUUCAAUACCCUUCCCAGACGGGUCAAGGACUUCGUGGUGUCCAUGCACUGCCGUGAUUACCGCUUGGUCAUCGAUCAGCCGGGGCUGUGCAAGGGCGAGCGACCCACCCUGCUCCUCGCCAUCAAAUCCCAGGUCGCCAACUUCGAGAACCGGCAGGCGAUCCGGGAAAGCUGGGGCCGGGCCGGGAGAAUCGGGAACGCCACCGUCAAGCGGGUGUUCCUCCUGGGGAGGCAGGAUCCAGACUCGGGACACUUCCCGGAUCUGACAGGGCUGCUGGAGCUGGAGAGGAGACGUCACGGAGAUCUCCUCCUGUGGGAUUUCAAAGACACUUUCUUCAACCUCACCCUGAAAGACGUGCUGUUUCUCAAGUGGCUGGGGAGGAGGUGUCCCGGGGCCAGGUACGUCUUCAAAGGGGACGACGACGUCUUCCUCAACACGGAGGCCCUGCUGGGACACCUGGAGAGCAGGUCCAAUGAGAGCCGGGAUCUGUUUUUGGGACAGGUGAUCCGUCACGCUGCCCCGCUCCGGAAAGUCAAGCAGAAGUACUACGUGCCCAAGAGCCUGUACGAGGGGGGCUACCCAGCUUACGUAGGGGGAGGAGGGAUGGUUUAUUCGGGGGACUUGGCACUAAGGCUGGGCAGAGCGAGCGACCGCGUGGUUCUCUUCCCCAUCGACGAUGUCUACAUGGGGAUGUGCCUUGAGAAGCUGGGGGUCUCCCCUACGGAACAUCCUGGCUUCAGGACCUUCGAUAUUUCGGAAGGGGACCGGGACAACCCCUGCGUGUACAGGACGCUUGUUCUGGUGCACAGACGGACGCCCAGGGAGGUUAUCCGGUUGUGGAAACGCAUGCAUGAUCCGGAGCUGAAAUGCUAGCAAAA